Archocentrus centrarchus (flier cichlid) is the source of this 393-nucleotide messenger RNA. It is a transcript of the gene msmp1, whose product is annotated as microseminoprotein, prostate associated 1. The record is from RefSeq and is a predicted model, not a curated record. Bases 1 to 393 code for a protein of 130 amino acids. The transcript is spliced from 3 exons. Gene Ontology annotation, cellular component: cytoplasm. NCBI's taxonomy places the organism in Eukaryota, Metazoa, Chordata, Actinopteri, Cichliformes, Cichlidae.
AUGAUAAAGAUGGAGCUGUCCAGGGUUCACGUGUUGCUUGGAGCUGUAGGGUUUCUUCUGUGGACCUGCAGUGGCUCUGCUGCACCCAUGGAGUGCCACUUUAACUUCAGAGCUCUGUGUGUUUUCGAGGGGAGGCACUACUCCCUGGGUGAAACCUGGAUGGACAAUGCCUGCAUGCAGUGCACCUGUCUUCACCCUGUAGGGGUCGGUUGCUGUGAGACAGUGCAUCGGCCUGUGGACUUCCCUGCAUGGUGUGAAGUGCGAGUGGAGCCAGUGACCUGCAAAGUGUCUCUAGUCCAGACAGCCGACCCCCGCCUGCCCUGCUCUCCCGGUGAAGAGCACAAGGACCCGAGCCAUGGAUCGCUUCAGCUGCAGCAACAGCUCGAGGGCUAG